AUGCGUCCGCAAAUGAUUCCCCUGCACUACUUCGACAACACUCACCUGCUACGGAGGAGCAUGGUCAUGUGCUUGACGCUGAAAUUUGACGAUGAUCUCGAUGCGGAUAUGCUUCGAGACUCCCUGAUCAGGUUGAUAAAAAACGACCGCUGGAGAAAGAUAGGUGGCCACUUACAUCGAGGCAAUCGUCCAUUCCUCCAUGUUUUCCUUGUGAGCGAAAUCUCGAAGGGCGAAUCAGUGGUAGAGUUUAGCAAGGUCCACAUUGAUAUGUCCACGAGAGGUCAUCCGCUAGCAUCGAAUCUGCAUCAAUCAACAUGUUAUCCGUCUGCACAGUCCGGCGUCGAACAGUAUCGGUAUCUCUCUGGUCCCGCCCAUCGUCCAACAUCUUUCGGAGACUAUCUCAAUCGAAAUCUUCCUCAGAUAUCCCUUCAUGUGGUUAGAUUUACCGAUGGGACACUAGUGUCACUCACCUGGCCUCAUACAAUGAGCGAUGUAUCUGGGUGGGCGGAGAUCUUUAGAGCGUGGUCAGCAGUAUUAGCUGGUAAACGCCGUCAGGUCCCAAAUUUGGCAGGAUUUGAUGCUGAUUUCCUAGAAUACUUUGGUACGAGCUCAGGUGUCCCACGCUUGCUGAUCGAACCCGCUGGAAGACAGCGCGCAUACAUUCAGAAUGCCACUUUCCCCUACGUGGCUCAAAUGCCUCCCAAGGAUAUAGCCGGGAAGUGGUUCGGACAAACUGCAACUGCCAUUCGAAAGGCCUACAAAAUCUUAGGAGACUCGGAGCAACUAAUGACUACUGCGAACCUUUUGCAGACGCCAAACGUCCGGAGUAGGUUUCCUGUCCUAGGAGAUCGAGCCGGCCAUCAUAUCUUUUUCGUUAACUGGGCAAGCGCUAGGCUUCAGUCAGCUAUUGAUUUCAGAGCAGCCGUAACUCAUCCAACAAACACGACAGAAGCAAAGGCGAAAUCAGGGACCAUGGAUCAUAAUAUGCGCAACAAAAAGGGUGUCGGUAAACCUAGCUAUUUCCAUUCGGACAUUCUGAACAAGAGCGAUCUCCAUGGAUAA
Molecule: messenger RNA, 1062 nt
Organism: Talaromyces stipitatus ATCC 10500
Lineage: Eukaryota; Fungi; Ascomycota; Eurotiomycetes; Eurotiales; Trichocomaceae
Exons: 3
Coding region: 1-1062 (353 amino acids)
Source: RefSeq, a predicted model, not a curated record